Messenger RNA from Nicotiana tabacum (common tobacco), 1154 nucleotides. Its product is annotated as putative glutathione S-transferase. Gene Ontology annotation, biological process: glutathione metabolic process. NCBI's taxonomy places the organism in Eukaryota, Viridiplantae, Streptophyta, Magnoliopsida, Solanales, Solanaceae. Gene Ontology annotation, cellular component: cytoplasm. Gene Ontology annotation, molecular function: glutathione transferase activity. The record is from RefSeq and is a predicted model, not a curated record.
CAUGGUCCACAUUCCACAUCAACUUUGGAGCAACUUCUUCCCCACUUCUAUAUAUGGAGGUAUCAUCACCAUGGCUAAUAUUCAACACACAACACAUAUUAUAGUUCACAUUAUCUUGCAGUUCUGUUAAACAAUAAUCCUGAAUUUUCAGCAAAAAGAAAUGGCUGAUGAAGUUGUCCUUUUGGAUACAUAUGUGAGCAUGUUUGGGGUGAGGGCUAGGAUUGCACUGGCUGAAAAAGACAUACAGUAUGAAUACAAAGAGCAGGAUUUGUUGAACAAAACCCCUCUUCUCCUACAAAUGAACCCAAUUCACAAGAAAAUCCCAGUCCUGAUUCACAAUGGAAAACCAAUAUGUGAAUCCCUAAUUAUUGUUGAGUAUAUAGAUGAAGUUUGGAAGAAUAAAACCCCUUUCAUGCCUUCUGAUCCUUACAUGAGAGCUCAAGCUAGGUUUUGGGCUGAUUAUAUUGACAAAAAGAUUUAUGAGAGUGGAAAGAAAAUGUGGACAUCAAAAGUGGAGGACCAAGAAGCAGCCAAUAAAGAAUUCAUAGAGUGCUUGAAGUUAUUGGAAGGGGAGUUAGGAGACAAGACAUACUUAGGAGGAGAAAGUUUUGGAUUUGUGGAUAUAGCCCUUAUGCCUUACUAUAGCUGGUUCCCUGCUUAUGAGAAAUUUGGCAACUUUAGCAUAGAAGCAGAGUGUCCUAAGAUUGUGGAAUGGGCAAAAAAAUGUAUGCAAAAGGAGAGUGUCUCAAAGUCUCUUGCUGACUCUGACAAAGUCUAUGAUUUUAUUGUGAUGGCAAGACAAAAGUGGGGCAUUGCCUAAAGACAAAAGAAGGAUCUAGAGUGGGUUUUGCGAUCAAGUAAACUUGUUGUUUCUUGUUCUUACUAUGUUUUCAUAUAUAAAUAAUUUUAAAAAGUAUGCAUUUAAUAAGAUCACGCACAUUCUGAAUAAGUGUUUUGAGCUGUUAGACAUCCAUUAUUCUUUUUCCUUUUCCUUUCUUUCGAAAUAGAGAGGAAACCCGAAAGGUUGUGUUUGUGUUGAUUUGGUGUGCUUUGUGUAGCAAGUAGUAAAAUAGUAUUUACUACUUGGCAUUUUAUACAAUGAAUAAUGUAAUAUUUGGAGGUUUUGCUUGCUAUUAAGAAACUCUUUUAUGUCU